AUGGCCAUGGUGCAGGAAAUGCAGAAAGCUGGCCCGGGGAAGGGCCAACGCCUCCCAACUGCCGACCACGUGACCAUCGGCGCGGCGGUCAAUGCCUGUGCAAGGGCCGCCCGCUGGGAGUUGACGCUGCAGCUGCUGCAGGCAUCGCCCUCGCUGGUGACCCUGGGUGCCGCCAUCUCCGCGCAGGAGAGGGCCAGCCAGUGGCAACGUGCUCUGCCGCUGCUGGCAUGGGCCCGGGAGCGUGAAGUCGACGUCACCGCGCCGGCGGUCAACGCGGCGCUCGCGGCGCUGGGCGUCGGGGCACAGUGGGUACUCUCUCUGCAGCUGCUGGAAGGGAUGACAGAGGCUGGCCCUGCGCCGAAUACAAUCUCCUUCAACAUCGUCCUCCGGACUUGUGCAGAUGCCUCACAGUGGCUCUUGGCCAUCGAGGCCAUGGAGAGGAUGAAGGCACACGGCUGCCCGCCGACACCGGUGACGUUCACGACGCUCAUGGGUGCCCUUGCCAACGCCACUCGCUGGCAGCAGGCCCUCUUGCAGCUGAAUGAGCUAAGCUUACUUUCAGUCACUCCCGACGUGGUAUGCCUCAACGCUGCGCUUACGGCCUGUAGUCGCAGCGCCGCCUGCGAAACCGCACUCUCGCUCGUGAGCAACUUUCCGUCCUACAACGUCGAGCCCAACAUCACCACAUUCAACAUCGCGCUGGCCUCAGCUGCGCCAAAGAAGUUGGAGGGCCGAUGCUACAAGGCGGGCCAGGAUGGCCCGGCGCUUGAUGAGCAGAAGACCCUGUCGGAUGCAAACCUCGAUCUUCGGGAGCCCUUGCAGGCGCUGGUGGGCACGGGCACCAUCGAGAUUGGAUCCUUAGUGCAAGUCCGACAGGACGUGCUGAAUCCAAAGUUUGGCUGGGGCAAGGUGAAGCGCGGCGACUGUGGGCAAGUGGUCGAGUUUCUCGUUGGAGACGGUGUCAGCGUCGAUUUCCCAUGUCAGAAGGGCUGGACCGGGGCCUUGAACGAGGUGGAGCUGAGCAGAGCGUAA
Molecule: messenger RNA, 1032 nt
Organism: Symbiodinium natans
Lineage: Eukaryota; Dinophyceae; Suessiales; Symbiodiniaceae
Source: the annotation of a GenBank genome assembly